CCCCCCAAAACCACCUUAUAAGCGCGCGCAUCCACGCUGUGUCUCCGGAGCUCGACGCAUUUCCGCCGCCCGCUCACCAGCUUGCCCGCGCGAAACGUUCCUCCGAGAGACGACGAUUCGACAGAGACAGGAAGGAGACGAGAGGAGGCAUGGACGCUGCCAGGUCGGUGACGCCGGGGGCCGUGUCCCUCAUCCUGGCGAACCCGUCGCCGGACUCCGCCGCCGACGUGCCGGAGAUCGUCGUCCAGGUCGUCGACCUCAAGCCCAUCGGCAUCCGCUUCACUUUCAUGGCGAGCGAUGGGACGGCGAAGAUCAAGGCGAUGCUCCCCACUCACUUCUCGUCGGAGGUCCAAUCCGGCAGCCUCCAGAACCUCGGCCUCAUCCGCAUCCUUGACUACACCUGCAACGCCAUCCCCAACAAACCCGAUAAGGCCUUGAUUAUUACCAAAUGUGAGGUUGUGUCCCAAGCCCUUGACGCCGAGAUCAAGAACGAGGUCAAGAAGGAAGAGGAGCCUGCCAUUGUCCUGAAGCCCAAGGAUGAAGGCGUGGUCGUAUCCAAGUCCGCAAAUGCUCCCCCCGUUGUUCUGAAACCGAAGCAGGAGGUGAAGUCCGCGUCCCAGAUUGUGAAUGAGCAGCGUGGAAAUGCUGCUCCUGCGGCGCGCCUGUCUAUGACAAGGAGGGUCCAUCCUUUGAUCUCCCUGAACCCCUACCAGGGUAACUGGGUCAUCAAGGUGCGGGUCACAAGCAAAGGCAACCUGAGAACUUACAGGAAUGCCCGUGGGGAAGGCUGUGUCUUCAAUGUUGAGCUCACUGAUGAGGAUGGCACCCAGAUCCAGGCCACCAUGUUCAAUGAGGCCGCGAAGAAGUUCUAUCCGAUGUUUGAGCUGGGGAAGGUCUACUAUGUCUCGAAAGGAUCACUUAGAAUAGCCAACAAACAGUUCAAGACUGUCCAGAAUGACUAUGAGAUGACCCUAAAUGAGAGUGCUGUUGUUGAGGAAGCUGAAGGGGAGACUUUCAUUCCACAGGUGCAAUAUAACUUUGUCAAGAUUGAUCAGCUGGGAUCAUAUGUCAAUGGCAGGGAGCUAGUAGAUAUUAUCUGUGUUGUUCAGAGUGUCUCGCCCACACUGAGUAUUAGGAGAAAGAUCGACAAUGAGACAAUUCCAAAGCGUGACAUUGUUGUAGCAGAUGACUCGGGCAAAACUGUUACUGCUUCUCUUUGGAAUGAUCUUGCUACCACCACUGGUCAAGAGCUCUUGGACAUGGUUGACAGUUCGCCUGUUAUUGCGAUUAAGAGCCUUAAAGUAUCUGACUUCCAAGGCGUGUCUCUUUCAACUAUAGGCAAAAGUACGCUUGUGAUUAACCCAGACAUGCCUGAGGCACAGAAGCUUAAAUCAUGGUACGACUCUGAAGGCAAGGGUACUUCAAUGGCACCAAUUGGUGCAGAUAUGAGUGCAGCAAGGUCCGGUGGCUUGAGAUCCAUGUAUUCUGAUAGAGUUUUUCUGUCCCACAUCGCCAGUGAUCCUACUAUGGGUCAGGAUAAGCCUGUUUCCUUCAGUUUGAAUGCCUUCAUCAGCCAUAUCAAGCCUGACCAGAACAUGUGGUACCGUGCUUGCAAGACCUGCAACAAGAAGGUGACUGAAGCUGUUGGAUCUGGAUACUGGUGUGAAGGAUGCCAAAAGAAUGACGCUGAGUGUUCACUGAGGUACAUCAUGGUCGUCAAGGUCAUUGAUCCCACUGGUGAGGCAUGGGUCUCCGUCUUCAACGAGCAUGCAGAGAAGAUCAUUGGCUGCAGCGCGGAUGAGCUUGAUCGGAUCAAGAAAGAUGAGGGCGACGACCGUUACAUUCUCAAGCUGAAAGAAGCUACCUGGGUUCCUCGUCUGUUCCGCGUCAGUGUCGCGCAACAUGAGUACAUGAGCGAGAGAAGGCAAAGGAUCACCGUCAGGAGUGAAGCGCCGCUUGACUACGCAGCUGAAUCGAGGUACCUGCUCGAGGAGAUCGCGAAGCUUACUGCCUGUUAGAUGCAGCGUUUCUGGUGAAAGAUUGAAGGACUGGCUCGAGAUGUUUUGCUGCCAAGGCUCUUGAAAUGUAGUAAUUUUAUAUGUCUUGAGUAGGUGCUCACUGGUGUUAGCGCUUGUGUAAUAUAUGUAGAUUUUUGCUUAGCGUUAUCUCAAGCAAGCAGAUAGGCUAGGCAGUUCA
Messenger RNA from Phragmites australis (common reed), 2196 nucleotides. Its product is annotated as replication protein A 70 kDa DNA-binding subunit B-like. Gene Ontology annotation, cellular component: nucleus; DNA replication factor A complex. Gene Ontology annotation, biological process: DNA replication; double-strand break repair via homologous recombination; nucleotide-excision repair. The coding region runs from base 150 to 2018 and encodes 622 amino acids. The transcript is spliced from 12 exons. Gene Ontology annotation, molecular function: single-stranded telomeric DNA binding; damaged DNA binding. The record is from RefSeq and is a predicted model, not a curated record. Lineage: Eukaryota; Viridiplantae; Streptophyta; Magnoliopsida; Poales; Poaceae.